GAGAGCGAGCGGUGGGAUUUUCACACCAAAGUUUCAAGCUUUAGCUACCCUUCCCUUUCCCUCCCUGUGCGUGCUCAUUCUCAAUCAGUCUCAACCAAAUGCUCAUAUCCUCUCGGCCAAACUGUCAAACACCUCGUGAACAAUUUCAUUAAAAAACCCAAAAUCCAAAGGGGAAAAAAAAAAAAAAAAAAGGAAAAAAAAAAACACCGAGAGAGAGUUGUUGGAAACUUGUUCUCAUGGGGACCCAAACUGGGUUCCCGGUGGAGAUAUCGGAGCCUUUGCUCGGUGAUUCGAAGGAAAUCGGCUCCAUUCUUGUGCCUGAAUGGAAGGACCAGAUCACCAUUAGAGGGCUAGUAGUCAGCGCCUUGUUGGGUGGACUGUUCUGCAUCAUCACCCACAAGCUCAGUCUCACUGUCGCUAUGGCCCCCACCGUGAAUGUUGCAGGUGGGUUGCUGGGGUUCUUCUUGGUCAAGUCAUGGACUGGGUUUUGUUCCAAAUUUGGAUUUUCUGUCACCCCAUUUACCCGCCAAGAGAACACCGUUAUCCAGACUUGCAUUGUCGCUUGCUGUGAUCUUGCAACUAGCGGGGGUUUUAGUUCAUAUUUGAUUGCAAUGGAUGAGAGGAUUUAUGAAGUAAUUGGUGUUGAUUACCCGGGUAAUAGGGCUGAAGAUGUUAAGAACGCUGGAUUGGGGUGGAUGAUUGCUUACUUGUUUGUCGUCAGUUUCCAUGGCCUUUUUAGUCUGCUUCCGCUUCGCAAGGUUAUGAUCAUGGACAACAAGCUUACUUAUCCUAGUGGCACGGCCACUGCAAUGUUAAUAAAUAGCUUACACACAGAUGCUGGAGCUGAACUUGCAAGGAAGCAAGUACACUGUCUUGGAAAAUAUUUGAUUAUAGGUUUCUCAUGGAGCUGCUUUAAGUGGUUCUUCAGUGGUAUUGCAGAUUCAUGUGGAUUUGACAAUUUCCCAAGCCUUGGGUUGACACUUUUUAAGAACACGUUUUAUUUUGACUUCAAUCCAACUUUUGUUGGAUGUGGUUUUAUAAUGCCUCAUAUUGUCAGUUGCUCAGUGCUCCUUGGGGCUAUUGUAUCAUGGGGUUUUCUCUGGCCCUUCAUUUCCAAGCAUGCUGGGGACUGGUAUCCGGCUGACCUUGGUAACAAUGAUUUUAAAGGUCUUUAUGGAUAUAAGGUCUUUAUAGCAAUUUCUCUUGUCCUUGGGGAUGGAUUAUACAAUUUGAUCAAGAUUGUAAUUAUUAGUGCAAAGGAAAUCUUCAACAAAAACAUCAAACAGAAUAAUUUUCCUGUAGUUAUAGAGGUCAUAGAUAGUGAGUGCUCUAACCUACAGCUGGAGCAGAGAAGAAGGAAUGAGGUAUUUCUGAAGGAUAGAAUACCCUCAUGGUUUGCAGCUGCAGGAUACGUGGGACUGGUGGCAAUAUCAACAGCAACAAUACCAAUUAUCUUUCCUCCCCUUAAGUGGUAUCUAGUUCUUUGUUCCUACAUUGUUGCUCCUGCCCUAGCCUUUUGCAACUCUUAUGGCUGUGGCCUAACUGAUUGUAGUUUAACUUCAACCUACGCAAAGGUUGGUCUUUUCAUUAUAGCUUCCUUAGUUGGAAGCAAUGGUGGGGUGGUAGCUGGAUUGGCUGCUAGUGGGCUGAUGAUGGCCAUCGUCUCCACUGCAGCUGAUCUCAUGCAAGAUUUUAAGACAGGUUACCUCACUCUCUCCUCGGCUAAGUCCAUGUUCGUGAGCCAGUUGUUGGGAACGGCUAUGGGUUGUGUGAUUGCUUCUCUUACAUUCUGGUUGUUUUGGACUGCUUUUGAUAUCGGGUCACCUGAUGGACAAUACAAAGCACCUACUGCUGUAAUAUUCAGGCAAAUGGCUAUUCUCAGUGUUGAGGGCCUCUCCGGGCUCCCCAAGUACUGCUUACCCAUAAGUUGUGUAUUUUUUGUGGCUGCACUGCUUAUAAACCUCCUGAGGGAUGCAACUCCUAAGAAAGUAUCUCAAUUUAUUCCCAUACCAAUGGCCAUGGCAGUCCCUUUUUAUAUUGGAGCAUAUUUUGCCAUUGACAUGUUUGUGGGAACAUUGAUAUUGUUUAUAUGGGAAAGAAUUGACUGGAAGGAUGCAGAAAAUUAUGCAGGAGCUGUUGCUUGUGGCUUAAUAUGUGGUGAUGGGAUUUGGACAGUUCCUUCAGCAAUCCUUUCAAUCUUCAGGAUCAAUCCACCCAUAUGUAUGUACUUUGGCCCUUCUUUGGACACCUAAAUGGUGAAACCACUAGGUUUGGACAUUUUGUAAAUAACUUAUCCUAUGUACUAGUCAUUGCGAAUUUGAAUUCUCUGAGCCAAAGUAUCUUAGCACUCUAUUGUCUUUCAGUCUUUUUAGUUUCAUAGCAAGAUUUCUUUUUUC
This is a messenger RNA of Ziziphus jujuba (common jujube), 2396 nucleotides long. Its product is annotated as probable metal-nicotianamine transporter YSL6. Gene Ontology annotation, molecular function: oligopeptide transmembrane transporter activity. Gene Ontology annotation, cellular component: vacuolar membrane. The coding region runs from base 237 to 2252 and encodes 671 amino acids. The transcript is spliced from 7 exons. The record is from RefSeq and is a predicted model, not a curated record. Lineage: Eukaryota; Viridiplantae; Streptophyta; Magnoliopsida; Rosales; Rhamnaceae.